Saccostrea cuccullata (small rock oyster) is the source of this 6063-nucleotide messenger RNA. RefSeq lists its product as uncharacterized. Lineage: Eukaryota; Metazoa; Mollusca; Bivalvia; Ostreida; Ostreidae. The transcript has 18 exons. Gene Ontology annotation, molecular function: metal ion binding. The record is from RefSeq and is a predicted model, not a curated record. Gene Ontology annotation, biological process: endosomal transport. Gene Ontology annotation, cellular component: early endosome membrane. The coding region runs from base 308 to 4909 and encodes 1533 amino acids.
ACUUUGUAGUCCAACCUUGACCUUCUAUGAAAAUAAUCUGUGAGAUCACUGACAGUUGAAAUUAUUAAAGAGUAAAACCACGAGAUUUUACCUUUAUUUUCAGCAGCACAACCAUAAUAAAUGGACAUAGAAUGACUCUGUUAAGUAAUUGAGUUAUUGGGUUUGACAGGUAGGAAGCUGGAUUAGCAGGAUGACUGAUGACAUUACCUGUAAUUAGGGGAGAUGACUGAUGACAUUACCUGUAAUUAGGGGAGGGCAUUGUCCCCGUCACUCACAGUUUACAGUGCUGUGACCUUAAAAAGCAAAUAUGGAUAGCUUAAUUGUUGAUUUGGACAAAGUUUUAGAUGAUUUUGAGGCAGAAGAGACAGGAGGGAAGGGAUGCCCAGGGCAGGAGACCAAGCCCUCGGAUUUCUCCAGCUACGUGGCCCUGAAGAGUGACAGGCCCUGGGAGGAGCUCUCUAACGUCACCAGCACUACCGACUCAACGUGGACAGCCGGCGUUAAUCACACCAAUGAAAUGGCAGCCUACGACAUCCCGUACAGUCCGAGUGAUCAGUUCGACCUCUCAGAGGCAGACUUUGCCCCGGCCACAGAAUAUAAAACUGGUUCCUCGUACAAAACUGGUUCCUCCGAGAAUAGUGCUACCAAAGUGGCUACCAAGCCUAGUCACCUGGUGAUGAAUGGUGAUCACAAACUGGAUCUGAGCCAGGUCAUCACAAACGGAUCUCAGGACUAUAAAUACCCCAUACAGGCUCGGGACGAGUUUACUCCGGUGUACGAGAACCAGCCAUUUCCCCCCGACCUGGCCCACGCCAUCUCAAACGGGGUCAAUAAGUCAAAUCUAACUUACAUUCAGGAGAUCGGUGAGAAAUCAGAGGAAUUGAAUCCCUCAUAUCAGACUUACACUAACAAUACGGGGACGUACACCCCACCCAGGAUAAAAUCUCACCAACACGUGGUACCCACCACCUAUCCCUCGGUGGAUAAUUCCAUUGACUCUGGUGUUAACAGUAUAGACAGUAACAUGACCCUCUCCCCUACAAACUUAACACUGCGACCAAUGCCGAUUCACGCUGGAAACUUCAUACAGACACAGGAGGCCAUGGAAGUCAGUGGUACUUCACAAUCCCAAAGUCGUGACGCACUGGCCAGGCAGGAAAAUAUAAGGUCAGUGAAACCACAGACUCCACAAAUAGUGGACAACUGUGAGGAACAGACAGGGUCUUCUAGUCAUGACAUUGUUAAUGAUGUCAAGGUUUUCAACCAGAAAUCUAUCUCUGUUUCUGAGCCGAGGUUUGAUGUGAACAAUACGGAGGGCAGGCCCUCAAACAGGACAGAUUUGUCUGUAGGAUCAGACAAACAGACAGACAGUGCAAUCAGUAACAGACAGACAGACAGUGAGGGUGAAGUGAGUUCUAGCAAGGAGCAAUCUCCCAAUGAACAAAGUAUUAAGUCAUGUGAUAAGACAGAAAGGAGUCUGGAUUCUGUUUCCUCGUCGAUGUCACAUGACAUCUCACCUGAUUCAACGGAGCCUAAAUACGUUGUACAACCUAAGACAGAACUAGACGUACAAGGGAGUGGCUAUUCUGUAGACUCUGACGGUCCUGUAAGUCUGUCUGACACAGUGGAACCCCCCAGUAAUAAAGAACAACUGGAUAAAGAACAAGUGAAUGUUAGAGAUAGUGAACCCAUAGAGGGCAGUAAGAUCAGUUCAAACAGCAAGCUGCCAACUUCAGAUUCACCAGCAACUGUGGGAAUAUCUCCCAUAACUACAAACUCUAAUUCAGCAGUGGGAUUCUCUCCCGUAACUACAAACUCUAAUUCAGCAGUGGGAUUUUCUCCUGUAGCCACAAAUUCUAAUUCAGCAGUGGGAUUCUGUGACACAGAAGUAGACAUAUCAGACUUGGACAAUUAUCUUGGUGAUGUUAGUAAUAUAGAAACUGAUGGACAGAAUGCUAGUGUUCACCCAGAAAAAUCUUUGAUCCACACCACAGAUUUCACAGAUUCUACUCAAAGACAAGUACAACAAAGUGAUACUGAGAGUGAAAAUUUGAUGACGGAUAAAGUGAUUCAGCCCGUUAACUGUGAUGUACGUGAUGAAAAUGUUGCUGGGGAACGAAUCAACAAUGGCCAAGAAAUGGUGAAUGAACAAAUCUCUCAGGGUGAUGGAUUUACUAUGGAAAAUUCUGUUAUACAGAAUGAGUCAACUACCAGUUUGGGGGACCAGAAUCUAAAGUCAAUGCCUCCCAAUAUGGGCGCUCGUCCUAAAGAACCCCAACAACUAAUGGCCACCCCUCCAACUGAACCACCAAAGGCAUUAGAGGCUGAACCAAAGGAAUUCACAGAUCUAACUGUUCAUAGUGAGCAAAAUAUAAAACAGGCCUCAUCAGUUCAAAGUGAGCAAGUGGUCAGCAAAUUUGACCCGAGCGUUCCGAACCAUGACUCAGUGGAAGAGAUGGAUCCUGACCUUGCGGCAGCCAUCGCUCUGUCACUGCAGGAGAGUGGGUUAGAGGGGGCUGUGAUGAGGCACCCAGGGGAUACUGGUCAGCUGGCAGACCGCCCCCACUCCUGGGGUCCCGGGGAGGGAGGCACUCAUCCACAGAGGCGGCCCAACAGUCUGAACCUCCCCCCACGAGGGGAACACGGUCAUGAGAGGUCGUCGGCUCCCUAUACAUUCCCCUACCCCAGUAACUCAGAGACCAGUCCAGAGGUGGACGGAGAAACAGAGAAUAGGGCUUCACAGGAUCUGAACACUUUGCCUGAAGACACAGUACCGUAUGAAGAACCUGUGGGGGCAGGAUAUAAUCCCUCGGGGGUAGGGCGAGUGGCCCCUCGAUGGAUCCCUGACAGCGAGGCACCUAAUUGUAUGGGGUGUGACAUGAAGUUUACGUUUACAAAGAGGAGGCACCACUGUAGAGCUUGUGGAAAGGUGUAUUGUUCAACAUGCUGUAAUUUGAAGAGUCGUCUCCCUUACAUGGACAACAAAGAGGCUCGCGUGUGUGUUCCUUGUCAUCAAAUGAUCGAAGCAGAUUUGUGCAAUGAAGUGGAGCAGGGCAUAGCAUCAGCUACAGGUGAACGACCUUUAACCUCUCCCCCCACAGGUGUACUCAAGCGAGACGGUUCCCAGAGGAGACAUGAGCCCAAACAGGUGAUGUUUUCUGAUGGAAUCCGGCCUGGUGGUGAUUUAACCGAGCUUGAUGGUUCAAACCAGGCAUCCUCCCGACUGCCACUGCGCCGGUCCCAAAGGAGUCAGAAACGAGUUGACAAGUCCAACACAGAUGGAGGAGGGAGACGAGUGCGCUCGAGUGAGACCAUGAGAACUCAGUGUCUGAUUCCCGAGUCAGGGCUCCCCCCAGUGGUUAUACCUCCCAAGUCUAAUGAAGAGUUGACACUUGAAGAAAAUCCCUCCAUGGAGAAGUACUUACCACAAAUAAAAGAUGAAACUGCCAGCCCAGUGACCUUUGCCCUUUGUUCCAAUCUUCAUGUUUUGACAAAAAUAUUGACCUUGGACUGUUGUGUAAAUCGUGUGUGUUGGAGUUUUACCACACAGGGGAUGUGUACCGUGGGACAGGAUGAGAUCGUCAUUAUACUGGAGUGUCUACCCGACGAGGAAAUGAUACCUGUGGAUGUGUUCAGACAUUUAUAUUAUGUCUAUGAGGAGGCUGGCAAAGGUAACACAGUCUCAGACAUGGGACAUUCAAUAUUUACUCAGACAUUCCUAGAUGACCGGGAUCACGGAGGGUUUCUGUACAUAAAGCCAACCUUCCAGUGUCUACAUAAACUUGUGCUCCCCACACCUCCCUACUUAUUUGGGAUCCUCCUACAGAAAUGGGAAAUGCCCUGGGCCAAAGUCUUUCCUAUUCGCCUCCUGUUGAGGCUUGGUGCGGAAUACAGAUACUACCCUUGUCCUUUGAUCAGCAUUAGGAAUCGUAAGCCGGUCUUCUAUGAGAUCGGACACACGAUAAUGAAUCUCCUGGCUGACUUCCGUAAUUUCCAGUACAUGUUACCCCAGAUCAAGGGAAUCACAAUACACAUGCAGGACAAACGGACAACUAUCAACUUCCCGAGGAAUCGAUACGAAGAUCUUAUGAAGGUGGUUGAAAAUAGUAACGAGCAUGUGAUGGCUAUAGGAGCUUGCUUCAGUACGGAGGCCGACUCCCACUUAGUGUGUAUCCAGAAUGACGACGGAAAUUAUCAGACCCAGGCCAUAAACAUACAGAACAAGCCAAGGAAAGUGACGGGAGCCAGUUUUGUUGUGUUCAAUGGAGCCCUGAAGCCGAGUUCUGGACUGAGGGCGAAGUCCAGCAUUGUGGAGGAUGGACUGAUGGUGCAGAUCACCCCCGAGUCGAUGGCGGCCCUCAAACAGGCCAUUAAAGACAUGAAGGAGUUCACCAUCGGGUGUGGUCCUCUGUCCUCACAGUCUCCGGAGGAAGUGGUCCUCAUUCAGUGGGUCAGGGAGGACAAGCACAUCAAUCUCGGAGUAAAGAGUCCAAUAGAUGGUAUGCCAAUGGACGGCAUCACGAGUGUCCAUAUUCCUCACGCCACGGACUACGCCGGGGAACACCGUGUCAUCAGGUGGACCGACGUCUUCUUCAUCGAGAACAAAGACGGCGGAUCUCGUGACCCAGUAGACGUCAGUCACAUGGCGGAGAUGCUGGCCAGCGCCGCAUGUAUUGCCCUCACCCCGCGUCUGGACCAGUUAAAGGAGGCGGGCCUCGUAAAGCUGGGACUCCGUGUGUCGCUGGAAUCUGAUAAGGUGGGAUAUGACAUAGGAGCCAAUGGAGAAAAAUUACCAGACAUUUAUAUGAAUGACCUUGACAACGAGUUAAUUCCUGUUAUUCACAGCGCAGUCCCUCUCUGUCGAGGGGGAUCAGUGGUCUUAGAGCUCAUAUUUCACAUUCUGGAGUGAUCACACAGAUUCACUGGAUUCGUUUACGAUUAGUUUGUCAGGCUGUUGUGAUAUUUAUAGAACUGAAAUGAAAUUCAGAUCAUUGUUAUCUCAUCAUCAACACGUUUUAGUUACAGGUAUAUUCAGUGUAUAAUAAAAGCUUUUAAAAUGGCUGGAACAUGUUACAAUUUAUGUGUAUUUUUGUCUGUGAAAUGUUCUUAAUGUAUAGGUUUUAUUUAUUCAGAAAAUUUUAUAAAGGAAUAUAUUUCUAGCCAUAUUGCAUAGUAAUUUUUAUAGUACAUUAUAAAAAUAAAUGAUAUGUACGUGCUUAGUAUCAUUAGCCAUGUGUAAAUUGUUGACAACGGAAAAAUGAAUUUCACACAUUAGAAAGAACAAAUAUUGUCUUUUGUUUCUGUAUUGUGUACAAAUUUUGUAUGGUUGGUAAUCGAUUCAAAACAAAUUUAAUUUAUACCAAAUUUUUAAGUAGAGUCUAUCUACAUAAUAUAACAAAGUUCAUAUUAGUUGGUUUCUGCAUAGAAAUUUAUGUGUGCACAACAAUUUAUCGUAUGUUAAAAUUAUAUCUUGAUUGCUGUGUAAUAGUGUAGAUGUUAAGAUAAAUGGGAGAAAUGCUUGCUGGUUUGCCCAUUGUGACAGCGAUUCAUUUUUCAUUGAUUCCCAAUGGUUUUAUUUAUCAAGUUUGUCAAUUUCUGUGCAUUAAAUUUUUAGGAUUAUUUUCAGUAUGUCAAGUUCUUUGUUUGUCUAAUGCAGGAGUAAAUAUAUUUAUUUACUUGGUGUCUUUCUUUCUUUUCUUUUCUUUUCUUUUUCUUUUCUUUCUUUUUUUUUUGGCAAUACUCUUCUGCAUUUAGAAAUGAUGUAAGAUAUGAUAUUUGUUUAUUUAUUGCUAUAUUAACUUUCAGUAUGUUUUGUUAUAACGUAUGUUUUUAUUUUGUGAAAGUAAACAAAAACUGAAUUUUGAAAGUAAUACCAUUGAAAACAUGUACACAUUAUAUGUAAUAUUUAUUUAGCUUGUAAGCUUUUGUUAAACAUAAAAUAAUAGUCAUAUUGUUGGAGAGAUUUAUUGUAAUUUGUUAUCGGUGUAUAAAAUUGUAUGUAUGAUGGUCUAAUCCUGGUAUGAGGUGUGAAAUUAUCCACAAUAAAAAGAUAUUCUACCUACA